GUUGGCAAUGACCAGAGACAAAAACACUAGUUUAUAAAUGUAAAUACUAAAUAGAACGCCGUUGUGGUGGACAGUAAAGUGUAGUGUGAUUGUUUUGUUGUGUGUAGAUGUCCAAGGACCUUGAUAAGAGAUAAUUGUUAUUUUGGCACUAUCUGAAACAUGUCGGUUACAAUUCAUACGGACGUCGGUGAUUUGAAAAUCGAACUCUUCUGCGAAUACUGCCCAAAAGCUUGCGAGAACUUCUUAGCACUGUGUGCAAGUGAUUAUUACAAUGGCUGUUUAUUUCAUCGGAACAUUAAAGGCUUCAUUGUUCAGACUGGAGAUCCUACACAGACAGGGAAGGGAGGAAAUUCCAUAUGGGGCCGGAAAUUCGAAGAUGAAUAUAAGGAAGACUUGAAGCAUAACACUAGAGGUAUUGUAUCUAUGGCAAAUAAUGGUCCAAACACAAAUGCAAGCCAAUUUUUUAUUACAUAUGCUGCCCAGCCGCACCUGGAUUUGAAGUACACCAUCUUUGGAAAGGUUAUUGAUGGAUUUGAGGCACUGGAUGAAUUAGAGAAGUUGCCAGUAAACCCUAAAAAUUACAAACCUUUAACAGAAACAAGGAUAAACAGAGUUACAAUACAUGCCAACCCCUUGGCAGGAUAAUUGCCUGCAAUAAAUUAAUUGGAUAAUACAUGUGAAAUAAAAAAAUAAUAAAUUUACUGCAAGUUUUACAGAA
This is a messenger RNA of Schistocerca serialis cubense, 718 nucleotides long. RefSeq names its product peptidyl-prolyl cis-trans isomerase-like 3. Gene Ontology annotation, biological process: protein peptidyl-prolyl isomerization; protein folding. Bases 160 to 645 code for a protein of 161 amino acids. The record is from RefSeq and is a predicted model, not a curated record. The transcript is spliced from 5 exons. Lineage: Eukaryota; Metazoa; Arthropoda; Insecta; Orthoptera; Acrididae. Gene Ontology annotation, cellular component: catalytic step 2 spliceosome. Gene Ontology annotation, molecular function: peptidyl-prolyl cis-trans isomerase activity.